This is a messenger RNA of Pygocentrus nattereri (red-bellied piranha), 1956 nucleotides long. RefSeq names its product rhomboid, veinlet-like 3 (Drosophila) (gene rhbdl3). The transcript is spliced from 10 exons. Bases 558 to 1772 code for a protein of 404 amino acids. Lineage: Eukaryota; Metazoa; Chordata; Actinopteri; Characiformes; Serrasalmidae. Gene Ontology annotation, cellular component: membrane. The record is from RefSeq and is a predicted model, not a curated record. Gene Ontology annotation, molecular function: serine-type endopeptidase activity; calcium ion binding.
UCGGAGAGCGCCGCGCGGUCGGUGUGCCGGUGCGCUGAGGACUCGGCUGGCUGUGAUUGGGGAUGCUGCCCGUGUGUGUGAGCGCUGAGUUUGGGCAGUGAGGAGCUGCGGAGGCGGACGGAGCUGGACAGCAGCAGCAGCGGCGGAGAGGAGUGUCGUCACCAGCUCGCGUGCGGCGGAGAUCUUGCUGUUGGUGGUUUGGGACGCUCAUUGCGACCGUUUGGACUCAACUUUAACCCCCCCACUCUCCUCUCCUCCCCUCCCCUCCCUCCAAUCUUGCCUUUGCGAUGGUGACAUAUGGAAGGCUUGGCGAGCUGUUCGCGUUAGCAGCGCGAGACGUUACCGCCGUCACCGUCACCAUGGGUGCCAAUACUUUUGCCUGAAACCGUUCCAAGCAGCACCACAUAUGCGCGUGCAGCCUGUUGGAGUGCAGGGCUGUAGGGCAGAGAGCAGCUGAAGCCGAGGGAAUGGCCGCUGAGUGCCAGCCUCUGGAGGAAGGGGUCUGGAUGCCAUAAGCAGGUGGACAGAGGGGCAGAAAAGUGGGGGGGCUCGGGAGGAUGCCCACCGGGGCAAAUGUGCACUCUUCUCCGGCGGUGGCAGCCAACGCUGAGGGAGAGGAGAUCGAGGUGCUGGAGAGCACAGAGGUUCUUCCAGCAGCACCUGAAGAUCAGUGGAAGUCUCUGUUUGAUAAGUAUGAUCCGGAGAGUUCGGGCUUCAUCAGUACAGAGCGUUUCCGGGACCUGCUGGAGGCCCAUGGCUCCGAGCUCGACCCACACAAGCUGGAGGUUCUGUUGGCGCUGGCAGACGGGAAUGCAGACGGAAAAAUCUGCUACCAGGACUUCGUAAACCUGAUGAGUAACAAGCGCUCCAAUAGUUUCCGACGAGCAAUUCUGCAGGGCAGUCGGCAGCUGAAGAGCUCCAGCCUGAGGGAGGAGGUCGGGCUGGGCCUGUCCCAAAGACUCGUCCGGCAUGUGGCCUAUGAGACGCUGCCCAGAGAGGUGGACCGCAAGUGGUACUUCGACAGCUACACAUACUGCCCCCCACCCUGGCUAAUCCUGGCCAUCACCAUUGCAGAGAUGGUGGUGUUUGUGUAUUACGGGCUGCAGCUGGACCGCUGGGUGCUGCAGGUUUCCUCUCCGUCCUUCCUGAAGAGUCCUCUGCCAUAUCACCCUCAGCGCAGAGCUCAGGCCUGGCGCUACCUCAGCUACAUCUUCAUGCAUGCCGGGAUUGAACACCUGGGUCUGAACAUGGCCAUGCAGCUGCUGGUGGGAGUGCCACUUGAGAUGGUUCACGGAGCCGCCCGGAUCGGCCUUAUCUACCUAUGCGGAGUCCUGGCGGGUUCGCUGGCUGUGUCGGUGGCUGACAUGACUGCACCUGUGGUCGGCUCUUCUGGAGGAGUCUACGCCCUGGUCUCCGCCCACCUGGCCAACGUUGUCAUGAACUGGUCAGGGAUGAAAUGUCAGUUUAAGCUCUUCCGGAUGGCCAUGGCUCUGGUCUGCAUGAGUGUGGAGUUUGGCCGGGCCGUGUGGCUGAGGUUUUACCCCCCAGCCUUCCCCCCUUGCCCCAACCCAAGCUUCGUGGCCCACCUGGGUGGGGUGGUGGUGGGACUAACGCUGGGGGUGGUGGUGCUGCAGAACUACGAGCAGCGGCUGCAGGAGCAGUCUCUCUUCUGGAUCUUCUUCUGUGUCUACGCACUCUUCGUCUUCUGCGGGAUCUUCUGGAACAUCUUCGCCUACAGCCUGCUGGACGUCAAGCUACCUCCAGCACCAUGAAAAAGAACGAGCACGAGGGAUCUACAGGGUGUGCGUGUUGGAUGUGUGCGUGUUGCUACCUGACCAGUCGUUUUGGUUGGUGGUGGCUUGAGAACCAAAUGCCAAGUACCUCACUCCUCCGAUCUGUGGCAAUGUCUGUGUUAGUGCCUAAAGUGGAUCAUCGUCAUGUGCUGUCCAAAAAGAA